AAUGCUUUCAAAUUAAUGAUAUUAUUGAUAUAAAUAAAUUACCUUUUGGUACAAUAUUAAUUAAGCAUGAUAGCAAUCCUCCUCAUAGUAAACCCACUGAAGGCAUUGAAUAUAGUAUUCCAUCAA
Messenger RNA from Racocetra persica, 126 nucleotides. NCBI's taxonomy places the organism in Eukaryota, Fungi, Glomeromycota, Glomeromycetes, Diversisporales, Gigasporaceae. The record is from the annotation of a GenBank genome assembly.